AGCUUUUCAGUGACAGUGAUAUUCAUGAAACCGCGUUGCCAGACGAUUGAAGUUUUUAAGAGGGUAAAUUUGAAGAGGAGAAAACAUUUCAAAGAUGGAAUCUCUCACUUUAAGUCUCAAAGAUGUACAAAAAGCAAAAUGCAAUUUAGAGAGUCGCCUCAAUGAGAAAAGACGGUCAAGAAAGAAUAUUGAAAAUGUUUUAGAGACAGUGAAUUCGAAGCUAACACAGAUUAAAAAUAUCCACACUAAAAUGACAGAGACAUUAAAGAUAGCACAACAUAAAGUUGCACAAACACAAGCCCAGUCUGACAGCAUGGAGAAAAGUAAUGGUGAGAAGAGACAGGCACUACAAUCUGUAAAUCAACAAAUAAAACACCUACAGGAUUCAAGAACCAACGAAAUUCACAAGUUUGAGGAAGAGUUGAGCAAGAUGGCAAAGCAAAUGGUGAAUUCUAAAGAUGCUUAUACUGACAAGAAUUUAUUGGUGAAAAUCGCAGGGAGAAAGUCAGAGUAUGAACAACUUCUUCAGAAAAGUCGUAAGUUAGAGCAAGAGAAGGUCAAUAUGUCACAGCGUUACCAGGAACUUGAGCAGAAAUCAACACCUGAAAUAGUUGAUGAGGAUAUAGACAGGCAAGCUGUGAUGGAUGUUUUUACAGAAGAGCAUAAUGACAAUGUAAAGAACCUUGUAAAACUAAAAGAAGAAUUAAAAGUUACCAGAAAUAAUCAAGGCUGAUAAAGCUGAAUUGAACUGUAUGUAUUAUAUCCCUUUGAAACAAACAUUAUACCAACUAAAAGAAAAGCUGAUUGAUUCUGGAAAUGUAUUUUUUAAUAAUAUCUCCUAUGACAUUUGUUGUUUAUUUUUUCUUUCUAGUUUUGACUUGACUGAUUUAGGCUGGUGUGAUAUUGGAUCUAUAGUUUAAAGAAAAAUCUUUCUGUUUUAGUUUUAAUGACUUUUUGUUAAUUAACAACUUAUCUUUACAAGAAUUAAAAAGAUAUUUCAUUUGUUGAAAACAAAUAGCAAUGUUUAUUUCAAGAAAUAACAACUUAACAUGCAUAAUUGUGAAAGUUAAGAGAAUUUAAUUACAUUGUUGAGAGAAUUAAGCCUGUAUUUGGUUUCAUCAACACAUUUUUACUCUGUUAGAAAAUAUUUCAUUAUGUAUUCAGGGGCAAUUUCUGUUAAUAGACCUUUACAAAUUAGUGCUUUGACCUUUGUAUAUCAAUAUUGACAAAAUUAUACUCGUAAUUAUUGUUAAUGAAUUCAAAUGUUUUAUGUUACUUGUUGAUUUUCCUUUUAUGAAAUUGUUUAAGUUUACAAUAAAAUUAUUAAAAUUGUA
Messenger RNA from Ruditapes philippinarum (Manila clam), 1334 nucleotides. RefSeq lists its product as uncharacterized. Gene Ontology annotation, cellular component: synaptonemal complex. NCBI's taxonomy places the organism in Eukaryota, Metazoa, Mollusca, Bivalvia, Venerida, Veneridae. Gene Ontology annotation, biological process: synaptonemal complex assembly. Bases 95 to 733 code for a protein of 212 amino acids. The transcript has 9 exons. The record is from RefSeq and is a predicted model, not a curated record.